CCAGCGAUCUGCAAAUAAGGUGUACGACUUGGAGGAGGAUGAUAGGAAGGAGCGUGCUGCGAUUCGGUGGCCCUUCUCUUUCAGACCCUAUCUUGCUUUUGGCGUUUGUCAGCGAGAGAAUUUAAUUGCCGUAUAUCAAAGAGUAGACCUUGAACACCUUGACUGUGAUCGUAUUCAACAGGAUAUCUAACAUCGUGUGAUAUUGCGUCAUCUUCACGCACAGUCUGCCGUCUGCCUGGCAUUAAGUCGUCUGCUGCUUACCGGAGUCUUCACCGUUUGUUUUUCAGUUGAUGUCAACUAUAUUCACUGAUAAAGCUGAUGAGCAAGAAUGGCAUUCAACUUUAGUAAUAUAGGGGAAGAGACCAAUCCUGCUAAACCGUGCCGGACAUGUACGGAUUUCAAAACAUGGGCCAAGCAAACUAAACAAACGUUGUCAGAUAAGGGAGGUGCUGCACCCUCUAAACCUCAAAACCCUGAAUGUCCUUUAGACAAGGAUGAAUUGGGAAGCAAAACCUGGGGAUUUUUGCACACCAUGGCUGCAUAUUACCCAGAAAAUCCUUCCCCUCAGCAAAAGCAAGAUAUGACAUCGUUUUUUGAUGUUUUCUCACGAUUUUAUCCUUGUGAAGUGUGUGCUAAAGAUUUUCAAAAAGAGAUUAAGAUCCAGCCUCCAAAAGUAGACAGUCAAAAGUCACUCUCAAAAUGGUUGUGUGAUAUGCAUAAUAUUGUAAAUGUAAAAUUGUCAAAGAAGACUUUUGACUGCAAUCGUGUGAAUGAGAGAUGGAAAGAUGGCUGGGUUGAUGGAUCGUGUGAUUAAAAUUCAAAAUAUACUUCUCUAACAUUAUGAGGACAAUGCUGAUUUAGAUUGUUUAUUCCUAGCUUACCUUCUAAAUACAAGAGAUCCAUCGUGCAGAGGUUGAUAUUUGUGUUGUUGUUUUUUUAAAAUUUUGUUGCCUGGUAUUGCAAAGUUAUGAAAAAAAUACAAGUUUUAUUCUUUCAA
Messenger RNA from Frankliniella occidentalis (western flower thrips), 997 nucleotides. It is a transcript of the gene Alr, whose product is annotated as FAD-linked sulfhydryl oxidase ALR. The record is from RefSeq and is a predicted model, not a curated record. Gene Ontology annotation, cellular component: mitochondrion. Gene Ontology annotation, molecular function: flavin-dependent sulfhydryl oxidase activity; flavin adenine dinucleotide binding. The coding region runs from base 329 to 814 and encodes 161 amino acids. The transcript has 4 exons. NCBI's taxonomy places the organism in Eukaryota, Metazoa, Arthropoda, Insecta, Thysanoptera, Thripidae.